CACAAAUCUGUCAUCUUUUGUACAGUAUGGUUUUAAUGCUGUACGGUUAGUUAAAUCAGCGACUGAAGUCAGCCUUUCGUACCUUUUCUCGAAUGUUUCAACACUACGAUUGUGCUUGUUUUCGCCAGAUCACGCGCAUGCGCAUACGUUCAGCACUGUCGGGCAACCUGGGUGAUGGAAGCGAAGCUCGACCGCAUAAACAGGAGAACGGCGGACGGGAAACCAGCAUCCAGAAGAAUCUCAAAGAGUUUUUUUUAGCUGCAGUUUAGGGUCUGUUGUGAAUGAUGGAAUUUAAGAGGGAAGACCAUAUGCAUGAGUUUGAUGAAAAGCAAUCCUCGAGGCAAUUUAAUCAACAAGACCUCCAAGAUAUGCAGGUUAAAGAUGAGCCAGAGUUGCUUGACUUUCAAAGUGUAGUAAUAGAAGCAUCAAAGCUGCUGGAGACCUGUUCUGAUUCACAGAAGCCCAAAAAAUCUUCUGACAAGAAAUUAUUCCAAUGUAAGGAAUGUGGAAAGUGUAUCACAUCCAAUUAUAGCUUAAAGGAACAUUUGCGGAUUCAUUCUGGCGAGAAGCCUUUGAAAUGUUAUGAAUGUGGCAAGUGUUUUUCACAUAACAGUUCAUUGGUGGAGCAUCUUCGAGUUCAUUCUGGAGAAAAACCAUAUAAAUGUGAUAUAUGUGGCAGAAAAUUUUCACUCUCCAGUAACCGUGAUAAACACUUUCGGCUUCAUACUAAUGAGAAACCCUUUAGAUGUGAUCAUUGUGGCAAAUGCUUCACACAUUCUGGGAACUUGAAGGAGCAUAUAAGACGUCAUUCUGGUGAAAAACCUUACAAGUGUGAUGAAUGUGGUAAAAGCUUUGCUUUUUCUAAUAGCUUGUCAAGGCAUCUUAAGGUUCAUUCUGGUGAAAAGCCACAUAAAUGCAGUGAGUGUGGCAAGUGCUUUGCACGUAACUAUAACUUAAAAGAGCAUCUGAGGGUCCAUUCAGGUGAAAAACCAUUUGAAUGUGAUAAAUGUGGCAAGACAUUUUCACGUUCUAGUGAUAUAAGUAAGCAUCAGUGCAAUGAUUUGGCUGAGUAAGCAUUUUGAUUUAGGUGUUUAGUUACUAUUAAUCAUUAUACUAUAGAAACAAAUACACUCAACCAUGAUUCCUGUGAUCUGGUUUGUUGGCUACUCUCUAUUUAUCCAGUAAGAGUAAACUAUGAUUGAACACUUGU
Nematostella vectensis (starlet sea anemone) is the source of this 1210-nucleotide messenger RNA. RefSeq names its product gastrula zinc finger protein XlCGF49.1. NCBI's taxonomy places the organism in Eukaryota, Metazoa, Cnidaria, Anthozoa, Actiniaria, Edwardsiidae. The transcript is spliced from 2 exons. Bases 282 to 1073 code for a protein of 263 amino acids. The record is from RefSeq and is a predicted model, not a curated record. Gene Ontology annotation, biological process: regulation of transcription by RNA polymerase II. Gene Ontology annotation, molecular function: DNA-binding transcription activator activity, RNA polymerase II-specific; RNA polymerase II cis-regulatory region sequence-specific DNA binding. Gene Ontology annotation, cellular component: nucleus.